Pecten maximus is the source of this 2037-nucleotide messenger RNA. RefSeq lists its product as uncharacterized. NCBI's taxonomy places the organism in Eukaryota, Metazoa, Mollusca, Bivalvia, Pectinida, Pectinidae. The record is from RefSeq and is a predicted model, not a curated record. The transcript has a single exon. Bases 1 to 2037 code for a protein of 678 amino acids.
AUGAGGAAUUACCGUUUGUUUAUAUAUUUUCUGUCCUGGAUGUUUGUCUCAAUACUUCUAUGCGUUUUAAAUGCUCUCAAUAUACACUGGGAAACUUCCGAUUUAGCCACAGGAAUUGCAGUGGUUGUUUUUGUAACCAUCCUGCAGGGCACUGUCAUAGAGAUUCCCCUUCAAACAAUCGCAACUUUGAUCAUUGGGGGACACAGACGAGAGGUUAAGACUGGGAACGGAAGCCGUCUCUCCGCCAUUAUCAAUUACAAUCUUUUAGCUCAUUCAAAGGAAGAUAUAGAGGAAUGUUUUAAGUGCAUGUAUGAUUCUUACAUGGGAAAUUUAUCUCCAACAAUUUCGGCUGUGUUAGUUAGUGCUACUUCGGGAAGGAGGCUACGAGAACACGAAUUCUAUAUGAGAGAUUUCUACAGGGUGCUAAUUUUUGAUGUUUUGUACACCGAAGGACUGUCAUUUUCGAGAGGGGAUUACAGACUAGUACAUCCAACGCGAUUAGAACACUUUUGGUCAUGGUAUAAUCAUAUAGAGAAGUCUUAUUUUGUAAAUGACAUUCUACGAAAACUUUGUGAUACGCGAUGUGACGAGUUUAUGUUGAUUCAAAGAAACAGUCGCGUGUUAAAAAAGUGUGGUCAAUACCAGGACCUUAUGCUCCUGUCCAAGGGUGAACGUUUAGCCUUUACAUACUGUGAUCCGUCCUAUUACGGAAGAUUUGCCCGAACCGAAGGUGAACCUCUCUUCCUUCCAAACAAAGACGUUGAUAACAUAUGUGGAAGGAAAUUUGACUUCACUGUUGUAGCUGAUGGUGACACGGGAAUACCUUUCGGAAUUGUAUUUACACUGUUAGAUGUUGCAGAAGCGAACCCCGAUCGUGGAAUAAUCCAACCUUCAGUGACAAUGGAAUGUCAGUCCCCAACAGAGGACACUGUGUUUAUGUACUUGGAGAACGCACGGCACACUCUUUACGAACCUAUGACCAAUGCUAUUAAUGCACUUUUAAACAGGUGUUCUUUUUACGGCAAAGGUCUUAUCCGUAACUCCAUGUACAUAGACAGGGUGAUCGGACGAAGGGAUGAACUGAUCGAGCUUGUCCCUAUUGAUAUUCUUAGUCACGAUACUUAUGAAGCUACGGUCAUGAAUCCAUUGUAUGUCAGUGCAGUUGCAUUCUCAGAGCAACCACCCCUAAACUACAUAGCAUGGAACAUUCGGGAGCGGCGCUGGAAUAGAGGGGAGAUUCUAAAUGCAAUGUAUUUCUGGGAGUGGGUUAUUGGAGUUCCUAUGAGAGGACUACAGCGAAUAUUUCGGCGGAAGGAGUACGUGAAAACCAAGAGAAGGACUACACUUCAUUACGACCUUGUGUCUUCUUAUGUUGCACAUUCACCAUUGCGUCAGAUGUUGAUGAAGCCGUUUCUCCUAGUCUAUAUUCUAAUCCACGUGAAUCUAAACCUCAGGUAUCAGUGGGCUCCAGUCAUUGCCAUUCUGUUCCUUAUCAUUGUCUUUCCAAAGUUUGCAGUAUGCACAAGAUACAAUUUCAAAUUCGUUAUCGCUGAAACUUUUCUAUCCGUCAUGCAGUUUACACCGGAAGCUAUUGUAGGAUGUGUGCGCAUCGCCCGAGCUUUCCAAGCAAAUAUUUCUGCGCAUGUGCAUUGGGUUCCUUCGAGGCAAGUAGAAAGUGAAUUCCGGGAAUCCAACCCUUUUCUGAAGUCGUUUAUUCAUUUAGGAUUGUAUUCUGUGGUUGCCAUAGCCAUUGCUAUAACUGUUUACUUCAUCCGACCAGACGGGGUACUAGCAUACUUCCUUUUAUGUGCAGUGUUUCUACUUCCGCUAUUUGCCGGAUGUACAGCUGUUCGUUAUCAAACGCUGACAAAUCUGAAGUGCAGUUGUAGGUGUAGCAGAAACAUGCGAUAUUUCGGAAGGACUCAUGGGCGAGUUGACCCAGAAACUGACCUUUGGGUCACGAGACUGCCAGAUGUAUACACCCGCGGAUCAAAUGCUUCCUCUUAUACCACCACCACGGCGUCUUCUCUCCACUAA